AUAGAAAGCCCCAACCAGAGACACGUUGAACUUUUGCUUUAGUAGACAUGUCAGCCCCCAGUGCUUAGAAACAACUGACAAUAAACAGUGUAGUUCCUUUGCUAGGCUGAGAACUCCAAAAUGGUCGUUGUUGACUCCGAGACUGCGACCGUUCUUCGUGUCAAAGGUCUGCUGGAGUUCAGAUGUCAGCUGGACGGCACAGAUGAGCAGCUGGUGCGAAAUGUCAUCUCGAGAACGUUUGAGACUCUUCGCUCCCAGGUGAAAUCUGAAUCCUGUGUUCUGGCAGUGAGCGACAGUCCUGUUAUUAUAUGGCCAAACAAAGAUGCUUAUGCCACACCUGAAGAAAUAACUCCAAGUACACUAUGUGAAGAUAUGCAUCAAUGGAUACAGGCAGACGAACAAGAGAGUUCUGGGAAAAAAUCAUCAAAAAAGAAAAGCAAAAAAAGUUCGGUGGCGAGUGUCAUAAACCUUCGUCUGAUGACGGAGGUGACAAAGCCAGGCCCCCUCUCAGCCCCCAUCCUCACCAAAACAGUUCUGAAAUCCCACUUUGUGAGUGUGACUCUUCCACUAGACUGUGUUGUCUGCACCGGCCGCAGCGAUACAAUCAAGGAUGCCUGCGAGCAGCUAAUUGAGGCACUAACUCAUCAGUUGUGUGAGAUGGAGAAAGUGACUCUUCAGAACAUGAAGGGAAUGACAUUACUUGUUCCUGAACCGGUCCACUUCCUCCUUCCAGAACCAAAAGGACUGGUGACUGUGGUUUAUCCAGUAGGAGUGCCUGACAGCCAGCUAGUAGCACAACGUAAGGAGCUGCAUCAGCAGUUUGAGCUACCAGAUGACAGGCCUUAUUUCAGAAGAGCCAACGCUUACCACUUUCCCAAUGAGCCCUACAAAGACGGUUAUCUCCGAAACCCUCAUCUGGCUCUCACGCACCCUACCCUAGAUAAUGGAAAGGUGUAUUUGGUCCAGGGGAUCUACAGCUAUCACCACUACAUGCAGGACCGUGUAGAUGACAAUGGCUGGGGCUGUGCUUAUCGCUCCCUGCAGACUAUCUGCUCUUGGUUCCAGCAGCAGGGUUACGUAGAGCUGCCUGUGCCCACUCACAAGGAGAUCCAGCAGGCUUUAGUGGAUGUUGGAGACAAGCAGGCAUCCUUCGUCGGGUCACGUCAGUGGAUUGGAUCCAUUGAGGUUCAGGCUGUUCUGAGUCAUUUGCUUGGGCUCACUUCCAAGAUCCUGUUUGUGAGUCAGGGAGCUGAGCUGGCGUCCAAAGGCCGAGAACUGGCCAACCACUUCCUCACUGAAGGAACUCCAGUCAUGAUUGGAGGAGGCGUUUUAGCUCACACUAUCCUGGGUGUGGCUUGGAGUGAGACCACAGGGCAGAUCCGCUACCUCAUCCUAGAUCCUCAUUACACUGGAGCAGAGGACUUGCAGGUUAUCACAGACAAGGGCUGGUGUGGCUGGAAAGGACCUGACUUUUGGGAUCAAACUGCGUAUUAUAAUCUGUGUCUGCCUCAGAGGCCGAAGGUCAUCUGAGCUCCCUCAGCCUUCCAGAUGGAUCUCGUUUCAGUGAAUCAUGUUCAGAAAUAUGGAGGAGCACUCUAACUCGCCUUCUUUAUGAACACGUGUCAACUUUUGCAAACUGAAGUAAAAUGUGUUAUUACUGUAUGUAAAAGGCUUUGGUUUUGGUUGAGUCCUGCAUAAAUGAUUAACUUGCA
Haplochromis burtoni (Burton's mouthbrooder) is the source of this 1712-nucleotide messenger RNA. It is a transcript of the gene ufsp2, whose product is annotated as ufm1-specific peptidase 2. Bases 121 to 1530 code for a protein of 469 amino acids. The transcript has 12 exons. The record is from RefSeq and is a predicted model, not a curated record. NCBI's taxonomy places the organism in Eukaryota, Metazoa, Chordata, Actinopteri, Cichliformes, Cichlidae.